Molecule: messenger RNA, 798 nt
Organism: Drosophila sechellia
Lineage: Eukaryota; Metazoa; Arthropoda; Insecta; Diptera; Drosophilidae
Exons: 1
Coding region: 139-597 (152 amino acids)
Source: RefSeq, a predicted model, not a curated record
CUGAUUGAUUUGAGCUUCGGCCUUUGCUUUGCUUUUCGGGUCAAUGUCAACAUGGUUUUCGGUGGGACGCACUAUCCGAAUCUUAAGCAGUUUGUAUAAAAUUGGGCCCCGCCGCCCCAGCGCCACAUAUUCAUCGCAAUGGCGCUCAGCUCGACGGUUGUCUGUCUUCUCGCCGGUUUGCUUCUCCUCAGUCUCGCGCGGGCAGAUGUGGGCGUGGCCACGCAGCGUCUUCGCCCAGCGGAGCAGCAGAAAUCGGCCCUGUAUCCAGCAGCCGGCUUUAAGCCCUCUAGAAAGUUUGGCCUCCCGGCAACCGCCCAGCAACCGAAAUCCGCUCGUCUUGUGGCCAACAGUGAAGCGCAGGAGGAUCUCGACGACGCCGCCGAGGAGGUGGAGCUGACCCAACCCAAGACAGUUCCUGUGCCACGCCUAGUUCCUGCUCCAAGGCCAGCAUUACCGGUAACGCCCACCAUCGCAUACUAUCCGGCCGGAGCCGUGGGAUUCGUCCAGCCAUCAACUUUCGCCAAGUUCAUCAGGGGCCCACAGCAGGCGGCGCCAUAUGUAGCUGCGCCGCAGUACUACCAAGCCUAUUUUGGAUAGACAUGAACAGAUACAGGUGCAGAUACAGAUACAGAUACAACUACAGAUACAAAUAUAAAUUAACUUAGAUAACUUAUAUUGUUAAGCCUGGCCUGUUCCACACAUACAGUAAUCCCAUUCUACAUAUAUGUACUCCGUCCGUAUGAACGUCGAAAUAUCUGAAAUUAUAAGAACGAGAAGAUUCAGUUUGUGUCAGAACAA